AUGGAAGAGAGGAUUGAUGCCAUUGAGAAAGAGAUGAAGAGGAAGGAGACCGAGAACACUGAGGAAGAGGUUGAAAAAGAGGGUAAAAACAAUGCUAAAACUGAACCUCGAGCUGAAAUUGAAGAAGAGGUUCAAAAAGAGAGUGAAGAAGAGGUUCAAAAAGAGGAAGAGCUUAAUGAAGGGAAAGAGAUUGAAGAAGAACCUGAGCAUGCUGACAAAGUUGAGAAAGAAGCUAGGAUAUACAUGGAGGAAGAGAAAAAAAGACCUAAGGUAAUGGCGGUGAGAAAACAUGCUCCUAAGAAGAGGGGUAGACCGAGAAAAGCUGAUAAACCACAUAAAUUCACAACGCCACCACCGAUAAAAAGGACUCGUACACCAUCACAGUACGUAACCAGUCCUUUCAUUGAAGCUAAUACCGACGAGGUUGAAGGGCGCAAGAAGAAGCCUAGAACAAAGGCUUAA
Messenger RNA from Brassica napus (rape), 462 nucleotides. RefSeq names its product glutamic acid-rich protein-like. Lineage: Eukaryota; Viridiplantae; Streptophyta; Magnoliopsida; Brassicales; Brassicaceae. The record is from RefSeq and is a predicted model, not a curated record. The transcript is spliced from 3 exons. The coding region runs from base 1 to 462 and encodes 153 amino acids.